UUGCGUUCGCGUUUUCCAGCAGUUCAGAUGGCCACGCGGCCGGUUUUAAGAUGAGCCCAUCGUUGCUGCCGUGCGGUCGGUACUCGUCCUCGUCCACAUCCACAUCCACAUCCUCGUCGUCUUUGUCGUCUUCGUUCAGCUCGUCCUGCUCGUCUUGCUCGUUCUGGUUAGAGGACGUCGUGAGUGCGGUGGCAGCUGGUGGCACAACUACCACUACCAAUACUACUUUUGCUAUUGCUGCUGUAGCUAUUAUAGGGCCAAAAACAACUGCGAAUGAAGCCCUUGUGCUGGCUUAGCCGCAAAAAAUGAAAGUGAUUUAUAUGGCCAAAUGAAAUAUGCUCGCCUAAGUGAACCGACCGGCCCGGAAUUGAGUCAAUUAAAAUUCAAUUAUGCGACCAAAGAUGAAGGAGAGGCCGCGCAAGCGUUUGAAAACCGUUCGACCGCUGAACUCCUGACUGAACCGGAAGUUUAAACUGCCAUUGAAGUGUGUUCCCCAAGCAUAAUCCAAGCAAUCGAUCAUAUCACAAGUGGAUAAGAGAGUACAUAUCGUGUAACACCACAAAAGUGGGUUAAAUUCCAGACUAGUGAGACUUAUCAGCGGCAAGGAUAUACGCCAGAUAUCAAAACUGCAAUUACUUUUACCCUUGUUCUGCUUGUCAGCGUCGUCGUUCUGUGUCUUCGCGUUGCAACUGCCGGUUGUAAAAGUUCAAGAAGUGGUGGCAAACACGAAUAUAAACCCAAACACUGUCCAAAAACCCCCACCAAAAUAAAAAACUCCACUCAGCGAGCUUGUUCGAAUGGAAAUCAAUCAAUUGCACAAUGCCAGAAUGCAAGCGGUGUAAAAAAGUGAAUUAAUUGCACAGCACGACGUCAAAGCUAAGAAACAUAACAAACAGCAAUUUAACAAUAAAGAAUAAAAUUGCACAUAAAAGCACCACACGACACGACUGUCAUUUGUAAUUACAAAUGAGCAGGAAAAAAAGUGGCAUACAUAAUUCACAAUUACAAUAAAUUUUAAAGCAAAACACAUACCUAUAAAUACAGCAAAGUAUUUGCCAUUAAAUUAUCUGUGAUUUUUGUCAACAUAUUAAAUAUUUUGCGUGCGCGUGAUUAAACUCCCAUAUCCCGUAUUCGUAUCCCAUAAUUUAAAGUGAAUAGUUGUGAAUGGUCCCAGUGCGUUCGGCUUGAAGGCAAUUCUAUUCGUCGCCGGUUGUUUGUUGUCGUUCAUUUCGCUUGGCGUUGAUUUCUCGUAGUGCUUUAAGUGUUGCAUAUCGAAUCGGUGUUGAAUCGCAAUCGCAAUCGGAAUCGGAAUCGUGUAAAUAUCGUACAAAAUGGCAAUGGUUAUAUCGACGCGUGCCAAGCUCGUGAUUACCGCGCUGAUUUUGUUCUUCCUGCUCGGCAUCGUUCUCGUAACGGGCUCCACAAAGGGAUGGUUCAAUCCCAAUCGCUACAACGGCGAACGGGUGGCAGCUAGGAUUCAGGCGACAGACAUCUUCGACGCCAGUGGCAUGCAGCCCCCGGGACAGACGCAGUAUUCGCACGAGAGACCGUACCGAGGCAUCAAGGGCGAGAAGGGAGAGCGGGGGCCCAAGGGCGACAGCAUUCGCGGUCCGCCGGGACCGCCGGGUCCGCCCGGGCCCAAAGGCGAAACGGCCCCCUAUCCGCCCUUUGUGGAGACGACGAGUGCGGGGGCUAAAUACACUGGCGAGUGUACAUGUAAUGCGUCUGAUAUCCUAGAGGCCAUCAAGGACAAUGAGUCGUUGCGGGAGUCGUUGCGCGGAGCACCGGGCACGCCGGGCAAGGAUGGAAAGCCAGGGACCCCUGGACACACCGGAGCCACCGGAGUGCCAGGAGCCAGAGGCGCCCGGGGGUCCGAGGGUGCCCAGGGGCUGAAGGGCGAGCCAGGCGUCGACGGACUGCCCGGAGUCAUGGGUCCGCCGGGACCACCGGGUCCGCCUGGUUUGCCCGAGAACUACGAUAUAAAUUGGAAUCCAACCAGGACCUUCAAGGAAUCCCUAAUGGUCAACUCGAUGGGCGCAUUCCGGGGCACGACGCAGCCAGGAGCCAAAGGUGUGCCCGGCGAGAAAGGUGAUGCCGGCCAGAAAGGAGAGCGUGGCGAUCCGGGUCACAAAGGUGCACACGGGCCCAGCGGCGCAAAGGGUGAGCCCGGCGAACCGGGAACACCCGGACUGCCGGGAUUGCCGGGACAGGCCGGACAGCCCGGCGGACUUGAGGGACUCGCCAGUGCCAAUGGGACCAAGGGCGAGCGGGGCGAGAAGGGCGAGAAGGGUAUGCGGGGUCGGCGUGGAGGAACUGGCGCCACUGGACCAAUUGGACCGCCCGGAAAACCCGGACCCAUGGGCGAUAUUGGACACUCGGGCCGUCCUGGCAUGACAGGACCAAAGGGUGAAAUGGGUCCCAAAGGACCAAAGGGCGAUUCCGGCGGACGCGAAGGGACAAAGGGCGAUAAGGGAGACCGAGGUCAGGAUGGUCGCGAUGGCUUGCCAGGACCUCCAGGAUUACCCUCCACUGGUGGAGCCGAUGGCGACAGCGGCGGCGUGCAGUACAUCCCAAUGCCAGGACCUCCAGGACCUCCGGGACCACCGGGUCUGCCGGGACUUUCCAUAUCAGGACCCAAAGGAGAACCCGGAAUGGAUUCGCGAAGCUCUUUCUUUGGCGAUGCAUCCUACUACGGACGACCAGGAGCGCGCUCAUCCUUGGACGAACUCAAAGCACUGCGAGAACUGCAAGAUCUUCGCGAUCGGCCCGAUGGCACAGCCGAGCCACCACGCCAGCCAGGACAUUCCCACAAGCAUGAGGAGACCCUGGGGCUCGUCGAUGGCGAGGAGCCAUACUUCUCCGCAUCCUCAUCGAAUAUGAACAUGAAGAUUGUGCCGGGCGCAGUCACCUUCCAGAACAUCGAUGAAAUGACAAAAAAAUCGGCCCUGAAUCCGCCGGGCACAUUGGCCUACAUCACCGAGGAGGAGGCGCUACUGGUUCGCGUGAACAAGGGAUGGCAGUACAUUGCGCUGGGAACUCUGGUGCCGAUUGCCACGCCCGCUCCGCCCACAACGGUGGCACCCUCGAUGCGAUUCGAUCUGCAGUCGAAGAACCUGCUCAACAGUCCACCACCCCUGCUCAAUACGCCAACGUUUACAACCGCGCCCGAAUACGAAACGUGGUAUCCGCGAAUGCUACGCGUGGCCGCACUGAAUGAGCCCUCCACCGGCGAUUUGCAGGGGAUUCGGGGGGCGGACUUCGCCUGCUAUCGGCAAGGACGACGGGCAGGACUCCUGGGCACCUUCAAGGCGUUCCUCUCAUCCAGGGUACAGAAUCUGGACAGCAUUGUGCGUACGGGUGACCGGGAUCUGCCCGUGGUGAACACUCGUGGCGAUGUGCUCUUCAACUCGUGGAAGGGCAUCUUCAAUGGCCAAGGUGGCUUCUUCUCGCAGGCGCCGAGAAUCUACAGCUUCAGCGGCAAGAAUGUGAUGACGGAUUCUUCAUGGCCCAUGAAGAUGGUGUGGCACGGCUCGCUGCCCAAUGGCGAGCGCUCCAUGGACACCUACUGCGAUGCCUGGCACUCGGGUGACCAUCUGAAGUCCGGCUAUGCCAGCAAUCUCGAUGGCCACAAGCUGCUCGAACAGAAGCGCCAGUCCUGCGACAGCAAGCUGAUCAUCCUGUGCGUGGAGGCACUUUCGCAGGAUCGCAAGCGCAAGAAGCGGGAAAUCGGCGACGGCAGCAGUCACGGCGAAAGUGAAGGCAGGGAGUUCAAGACGGCCGAUGAGUAUGCAGCGCAUUUAGAAAAUUUACUGCUGUAAGCGGAACCGGAAGGAAGAAGCAGAGCGGCGUCACACCAAACCAUUCUCAUGCAUAAAACAAAACAAAUCACAGCACUCACACACACACAUAUAUACACACCCAUACACACCUACACACCUACACACCUACACACCUACGUGCAUACAUUGAAUGUAAACGUGAAUCAUGGCCAUGCAUAUAAUCAGCGAAUUCCAAACAAAAACCAAAAAGAGAAAUACUCAGACGGCAGAUGGAUGUUGCAUAUAAAUACAUACUUACAUAUAUUACCCGUACGCAUACACACUACUCGUAGGUAAUAUGUCUAAUAUAUUGCUACACGUCGUAUAUGAUAAACGCAAAUAGAUAUAUAUAUAUAUCGUGGAUAUAUAUAUAUAUAUUGAGUUGUACUUUAUGUUUAGGACACGGCACGAGCAAGCAGCAAUUUUUUGUACAAGCAGAAAACGUAUUUGUAGUUUGUAAACUGUAAUUUGUAACUUACCGAUAGCCGUAACCGAACUAAUGUCUAAUUUUGUAAUUACAUAAGCUCACCCCACAAUGAAAUAGAAAAAUAAACUAAAAGAACAAAAAGAAAAAGAAAAGAAAAACAGCAGCGGAACACCCAGUCGCCUCCGCCUACGCAAUACUGGCCAAAUUAGUAUCCUACUUAGAACGUAUGGCAAUGCACCCGAGAAUCGAGAAUUCAAAGGCUCUCCAAACUCUUCACAGGACCCUGUAUAUGCGUGUAUAAAUGUGUAUUUUUGUCAAAAGACUUCUAGGUGUGUGUACAUUAUAAGUAAGCCCCGCGUGGUUACAAUACGAAACAACCGUUUUUAACUAUCGCAUGCAGCCCUUUCUGCCCACUCUAUAUACGGUAAUAUAUAUCUGAAGGUUAUAUAGGAUAUACAUAUGUUUUACGAACGAUUUCUACAGUACUCCUAUCGUAGGCCAGAGAUUUUCUACAGCGUAGCUCGCGAUUACCCACAAUACUCGUUACCGACGAAUAUUCCACAUUCGGAUCGCAGUUUUUAUAUGCAUCAGAUGAGUAACGAUAAUGAAAUUAUAGCAUAAUCAACACACAUACAUAAGUACAUACACAUACAUACGUGGAUGGUAAAUUCGUAAUUUAUUGUCAUUCGAUAACGAAACACUUAACUAAAUUCUAAUUAUAGUUACCGAUAGUUAGUUACAUAAUAAUUUCUUUUUGCAUUUAACCAAUGCAUUUCCAACUACAACAUUUGUAAUGUAAUUAAACGUAAUUGUAACGACAGUUAAGGUAUUAAUUUAAAACAAUAAACCACAAAUGCAGAACACAAAGCGAUUGGCGCGGUAGCCAAACGCAUGGUGACAUUAUAUAGUACGAUUAAAGUAAUAUAAAUUUAGUGAAAUCAAAACUGAAGUGCAGAACCCUCUAGUCCUAAGCCUAAAAUAUGAUGCGAUGAAAAGAGCAGAGCGAGUGCAUAACAGAGAUACAUAAUAGCAUAAUAUAAUUGAAUAAUAUGAAACAAUAAAAAGUAAACUAUCAAAUGCA
Molecule: messenger RNA, 5326 nt
Organism: Drosophila yakuba
Lineage: Eukaryota; Metazoa; Arthropoda; Insecta; Diptera; Drosophilidae
Gene: Mp
Product: collagen alpha-1(XV) chain
Exons: 21
Coding region: 1332-3818 (828 amino acids)
Source: RefSeq, a predicted model, not a curated record